This is a messenger RNA of Ceratosolen solmsi marchali, 1900 nucleotides long. RefSeq names its product mucin-12. The transcript has 2 exons. The coding region runs from base 64 to 1872 and encodes 602 amino acids. The record is from RefSeq and is a predicted model, not a curated record. NCBI's taxonomy places the organism in Eukaryota, Metazoa, Arthropoda, Insecta, Hymenoptera, Agaonidae.
CCCGGAAUAGUAACGCCAUAUACUUUAUUAUAUCUAUUUAGUUGACGUAAAUUCAUUUGCGAGAUGCGGCUGUCAAUUCUUGUUGGACUUGUAACAACUUUUUCAGUUGUCUCUUGUAAAGAUCAUUCAUCUCAUCCAGAUAACACAUCUCAAGGAAGAUAUAAGGAUAGAAAGAAUAAACGUGGUAUUGGUGAUUAUUCAGGUGUACCGUAUGGUGGGCACUCUUAUCAAGGAUUUCAAACAUCUCCUUCUUCAGGUAUUUCAUUCACUCAGGGAUUUCCAAGUUUUCCGGGAUAUGCUCCUUUCGGGAGUUAUGGAAAUAUUAACCCGUUAAGCCAUAGUCCGCUUAACCUAUCGCCACAAACUUCACCUGGAUUUUCGACUAUAGGAGCCCAUAAUAUAGGACAAUCCUUGAACCUUGGUCAAAACUCUGGUUAUAAUUUCCAAUCACCUGGUUUGAAUUUUGCUAAUUUAUUAGGCAGUUCUAUAAGCAGUCAGAACCCAUACUUAUCUCCUAAUAUGGGUGUAUAUUCACAUAUGGAAAAGACUGGACCAAUCACCUUCAAUUCUCAGGGAACAGUGGCUACACAAGCACAACAACAAUAUACACCAAUAUAUCCAACUGGAUCUCAAGUAGGAUCUAGCAGUUAUAGUAUACCCGUGGUUCUGGGUUCGUCGCAAGUAUCCAAUCUACAAGGAUAUCGAACAUCUCCUUCAACUUUAAGUAGCUUAAGCUCUCAAGGACUCUCAAUUGGUUCAUCACCUGUCAAUAAUGGAGGGUCAUAUAGUGCUUCUUAUGCACCAUUAACAGGAGACUCUUCUUCCCAUAUUGUUACAGGCGGUUAUUCUAUGGCUGCGUCCACCCCUCAUCAAAAUACGUUAUUAUCAAGCUAUAGCAUACCGAUUUCUACAUUGACACCUGCGCCAUCCUCGUCGGAAUAUACAAUGACAAUUUCAGCUUCUCCUUAUAAUUCAGCAUUCAAUAAUCCCGCUUACAGUAACUCAUUGUCAGCUUCAAGUUAUCAAUUACCAUUAGCAGCCGCAGCUUACGCAAAUACUCCUUCAAGUUCAUCAGGUGACUAUACAAAAUACACCUCCGCUUCCUCCGACGAUAGUAUAUACACAACCAGUAACCAAAUGCGACUUGGAGCAGCUAUAAAAUUAGAAAGCCUUUCAAGCCCCGGCAUGCCUUCAUCAAGUACUAAUUCUGGAUAUUCAAAUUCUGGAAAUACAAAUUACGCAGUAUCUCCGAAUUAUUCGAGUAAUACAUUAAGGUCAAUUCCAUCAAAACAAUCGAGUUAUUUGUUAACAAGUUAUGGCACACCAGCAAUGUCUUAUUCUAUUCCAUCCACGAGUUAUGGUAUUCCAAGCCAUAGUCAAUCUCUUACUACUACUAAUUAUAAUACAAAAAAUUCGAAUCAAGCAUAUCCUAGCAUUAGCUUCACAUCCUCUAAUGGUCCUAACUAUUCGAAUUCUGAAAAUACACAUACUAUGCCGAGUCAAAGUUCGUCUUAUCAAACCGAGUCUCCUUAUAAAACUGCUGCUCGCGCCAUACUUUCUGUAAGUUCUUCUAGGCCAAGUACUAGUUACGAAUCAUCAACGAGUAGCUCCUCAAAUGACGCAAAUUCUAUCUUGAACUAUAAGAGUUCAUCCUCCAGACCAACUUCUAGUUUGUCGAAUUCAAUUGAAAAUUAUUCAUUACAAUCGACAUCGAAUUCGUAUGAUAGUGGCACCGAUUCUAGUAGUUCAUAUUCCAUUCCGUCCACUCGUUAUCACCGAUAUCCACCAAAUAGAUCGAUGCCUUAUAUCGACAGUGGAGAAGCAACAGGUUACGAUACAAUUUCAUAUUCCGUGCCUAAUGCAAAGUACUAAAUAGAGAUUAGUCUGUACUUCUGUGUCA